AUGCUUAAUCUUGAUCUUAGUCUUGCAGGUGAACACAAGUUGGCGCAGAUAAAUGCAUUGGAGGAGUUUAGACUGGACGCGUAUGAAAAUGCGCGAAUUUUCAAGGAAAAGACUAAAAGGUGGCAUGAUCGCCUGAUUAAGCCAAAGGAGUUUCAUGAAGGGGACAAAUUCUUACUGUACAAUAGUAGACUCAGAUUGUUCCCCAGAAAAGUUAAGUCUAGAUGGACGGGACCCUAUGUGGUGAAACAUGUAUCACCAUAUGGAGCAAUUGAGAUACAGAACCAGGACGAAAUGGAAAGUUUCAAAGUGAAUUGGCAUAGGCUAAACCGUAUCUUAUUGGAGGAUUUGCUCAGCAAUAUUCGAGCAUCAAAAUCAGUUGAGGAUUCCCAGUUGAGUCAAGCUGACGACUAUAACUCAGAACUACUUCUAACUCUUCUAUUAGUAAGAUUUUUCACUUUUGUUUAUAGCAGAAUAGAUAAAAAUUAG
Nicotiana attenuata is the source of this 486-nucleotide messenger RNA. RefSeq lists its product as uncharacterized. The transcript has a single exon. The coding region runs from base 1 to 486 and encodes 161 amino acids. Lineage: Eukaryota; Viridiplantae; Streptophyta; Magnoliopsida; Solanales; Solanaceae. The record is from RefSeq and is a predicted model, not a curated record.